Messenger RNA from Trichomycterus rosablanca, 2428 nucleotides. It is a transcript of the gene baiap2l1b, whose product is annotated as BAR/IMD domain containing adaptor protein 2 like 1b. Gene Ontology annotation, cellular component: cytosol; nucleoplasm. The record is from RefSeq and is a predicted model, not a curated record. Bases 224 to 1690 code for a protein of 488 amino acids. Lineage: Eukaryota; Metazoa; Chordata; Actinopteri; Siluriformes; Trichomycteridae. The transcript has 14 exons. Gene Ontology annotation, molecular function: protein binding. Gene Ontology annotation, biological process: positive regulation of actin filament polymerization; actin crosslink formation; plasma membrane organization.
GCCGCAGCAGCCAGUUUAAUCACCAGACCACGCUUUACUAUUUUGGAUAUACGUUUUAAUUUAUUUUUUUCUUCUUUUUAUAGUCUUCAAUGUGGUGUUUGUGAAAGAAUAACCGACUAUGAGGACCUAUAUAUAAAGUAGUUUAUUUGUGAACGUUUUAUUUCAGUAUACCGACUCGUCCCAAACUUUCUGUAUUCGUCUUGACCGCGCGGAGGACUCGAACAUGUCUCGAGACCCAGAAGAAGUGAGUAAGCUGACCGAAAGCACGUACAAGAAUGUUAUGGAACAGUUCAACCCGGGUCUGCGCAACCUGGUCAACCUUGGAAAGAGCUACGAGAAGUCUGUCAUGGCUAUGACCCUGGCUGGAAAGAUGUACUUUGAUGCCGUUUCUAAGAUCGGAGAGAAUGCUGCAGUAUCUCCAGUGUCUAGAGAAUUAGGAGUUGUGCUGACGGAGAUCUCCGAAACCCACCGGAAGGUUCUACUAGAGAUGGAGGAGAAUUUCAGACGCUUUCAUCGGGAGAUCAUUUCUGAGCUGGACAAGAAAACGGACAUGGAUGUAAAAUACAUGACGGCCACGUUCAAACGGUAUCAGACAGAGCACAAGAUAAAGCAGGACUCGCUGGAGAGGUCCCAUGCUGAUCUGAAAAAACUGAAGAGGAAGAGCCAGGGGAAGAACGCGAUAAAGUACGAGAGCAAAGAGAACGAGUGUCUGGAGACCCUCACACAACGUCAGACGGACAUGCAGAAGUUUAUUGCAGAUGGCUGUAGGGAGGCGCUGCUGGAGGAAAAGAGGAGGUUCUGCUUCCUGGUGGACAAACAUUGCAUUUUUACCUACCAGUUUGCAGCUUUCCAUGAAAAGGCAAAGAGCAUACUAUCAGGUAAGAUGUCUACCUGGGAGGAUAAAUGUGCCGAUAUUAGCGAUGUUCCUGAGAGUGUGAUGUCAAUGAUAGAGGGUAUGUGCACUCCAGUGUCCAUUACCCCCCAGGCCUCUCCGGCUCUGAAGCGCCACAGCAGGAACAAUUCUAUAGUAAUGGUUCCUCCUCCUGCACCUCCAAUUAAGGCUACAGUAAGUCCACUAGCGAACAUGUUCAACCCAGAGCCACCCCAGCAAGAGACCGUAUCAGUGGCAGAUCGGAACCAUGAAGACAACUCCAUGGUCCGGUCCCUGUCGGUGGCUACGGGGCUGAACAACGCAGGCAAAAGGCCACGCGUCAAGACCAUCUUCCCUCACAAAUCCGGCAAUAACAAGACCUUGCUGAGCUUCGACGAUGGGGACAUUAUCACCCUGCUCAUCCCUGAUGAGAGGGACGGCUGGCUGUACGGAGAGCUGGAGAAGACCAGACAGAGGGGCUGGUUUCCAUCCUCCUACUGCCGUCCAUAUGUAGAACCCCUGGUUAAUAACAGCACUUUUGUGGGGAAUCCUUCACUUCGCAGUAAGAGCAUAGCCAACCUGGUACAGCAGGAUGCCAAUGAGGAUACGAUGGUGCUGCCUCCUCCCGACUACACCGACUCGCCCAUGAGAAGGAACUCCACCAGGUCCAUGACGCACACAUACGUGCCUCCAUCUGAUAACACGGUUUCCCAGUCCAAUGGAAUUUCAAAGCCACCAUUCUUGGAAGGAGGAAACCCGUUCGCUACGGUAAAGCUGCGACCCACAGUUACCAACGACAGAUCAGCUCCUAUGGUCUGAUUCAAUCAGCAGCCGCUCUGCUCCAUCGCAGAAAAAAAAUCACAUCCAUCCUGCUGUGGGCAGCAAAAGACCUCUAACUGUAAAUGACUUCUCGCCGGGACGUCUCUAGACCACGGUGGAUUUGGAUUUAGAGCUGGACAAAGGAACAGCACUGGCUCAUCGCACAAACUUGCAUUUAUUUAUGUAUAUUAUUAAAGCCAAUAUAUUGUUAUUUUUAAUGAAAGAACUGAGAGAUAUUUGACUGCGCUGCCAAUAGAAUAGAUUAUAAAUAAAUAUAUAUAUAUUUUUCUUUUCUUCUUGCCUACUUAAGGUUCCAAGAUUGUAUUUAGGUCACAGCGAUAGCACAUAUUCUACUUAUUGGACGGACUGGAUCCUAGCACGUUGUAAUAAUCGUUGAAUUUGACCUUGCCAUGGAACAGUUGAUGAAAGUAAGUAGGACUGAGGCACAUACUUUUCAGGUUAUACUGCUGAUGAUGGAUUAAACGUAAGCUCUAAUUUCAUAUUCUUGAUAGUGCGUUUCUUUAAUUUAACAUGUUUAUUUUUGGUUUAUAUGCCUUUUACAAGUAAACCACUUGGAGAGCCACUUUAAUAAAAGAGAUCUUGUAAAUACAUGUAAUAGGUAUUAACUAGACUGGAUUUUCAUGCUUCAGGGAAGCCAUUUAUUCAUUUUAUCAAUAUGAUUUUCUCCAAUGCCCUGUGGAUCACUGCUGUAUAAAAUAAAGAUGUUUUAUUUCUGGA